UCAUCUGAGAAUGAGCCGAGCAUUUCUCCUGCUGGCUCUCCUGAUCGGAGCUCACAGCUUUGACAUAAAGCAAAAACCAAACUCUAAAAACCAUCAGGACAUCACUAGCAUGGCCAUCCUGCGCGCCACCGCCAACAUCUGUAAGAGCGCCGACGAAAGCUUCGAAACGCCAAAACAACUGAAUCCAAAGACGCUCGCGCUGGCCUGCAAAAAAGACGCCUUUACAAGCAAUUUUGAAGAGGGUAUAAAGAUGAUCAUCAGCCACAACGUCAACACAGACCUCAAGUAUCUCCUCGUCGCAAAGUAUCACUUCCACAGCGAGAGUUUUCUGGACGGGAAAAACCUGAUCAUCAAGGGAAUGGAGAAGAUCACAGAGCUGCUGAAUCAGCAGAAGUUUGAAGAGGCACGAAAGACUCUCGGGGAGAUCAUGCACACUCUACAGGAUUUCUACAGUCACAGUAACUGGAUUGAGCUGGGAUACACUGAGCCUUGCACUGCCCUCAUCAACUUAGAGGAAAACAUUCCCAACCCUGCAGAUGAAAACACUGACACGUGUGAUAAUACUGUUCCUGAUACAAACACUGGGGCAAAACUGCUGGACACCGUUUUACAAAACAAGAUUCUGACUUCAGGAUACUUCGGGAAAUCCAAAAAACCUGGAAAGUGCAGCCAUGGAGGAAAAUCAGACUUCACAACUGGCUUCAGGAAAAGCUGGAACGGCAUCAAUAAAGACGCCAUUGACUCCAGUCACGGUUUACUGCAUAAUCAAGCGGCAGAAGUUGCCAUCGCUGCCACCGUGCAGCUGCUGGAGAAAAUCUGGAAGAGUAAUAAUGAUGCCAACUACUUCAGGCUGGUGGGGCUUCAUCAGGACAAGCCGAAGGGAGGUUGGAAAAGUCGCUUCUCUAUCUUCAGCUCCAAAUCAAGAGUUUCAGACGCAAGCGAGCAAAGAAAUGAAAACGCUGAUGUUUAAGACCAGUCACUGAAAACCUCCUGUCCAUGCUCAUAUCAAUAUUGUCGAAUAAAUUCUGCUUGCUUGUUGC
This is a messenger RNA of Danio aesculapii, 1040 nucleotides long. RefSeq names its product von Willebrand factor A domain-containing protein 7-like. The transcript is spliced from 6 exons. Lineage: Eukaryota; Metazoa; Chordata; Actinopteri; Cypriniformes; Danionidae. The record is from RefSeq and is a predicted model, not a curated record. The coding region runs from base 11 to 970 and encodes 319 amino acids.